GUGUGCGAUGAUGUCAAGGACGGCGUGUUUGGCGGUGCGGUUUCACCUGCGGAACCAGAACUGGGAGGCUUUGAGUCAUCUGAAGAGAUUAAGAGUCAUCUUUUGAGGUUUUUUUUGAAAAGAAAGAAAAAUAUGUGUGGGAUGCCUGGCUGUCAACAACAGAGAAGCAGCCGGGAAAGGAGACGGUGAGUUGCGUUGCGUUAAGUGAAGCAUUUGGACGAAAUAGCACUGCCGUUCCGGCCGAGGUCCCUCCCGUCGGUGGCGUCCUCACCAUGAGCACCCACGCUCGCCGCAUCCGCCUGAAGCCCUGGCUCGUGGCCCAGGUGAACAGUGGCCAGUACCCAGGCCUCCGCUGGGUGGACGUGGAGCAGAAGCACUUCUGCAUCCCGUGGCGCCAUGCCACGCGCCACAUCCCUAGCCCGGACGACGAGAACACCAUAUUCAAGGCCUGGGCCAAAGAAACAGGGAAAUACAAUGAAGGGGUGGACGAGCCGGAUCCGGCCAAGUGGAAAGCCAACUUGCGCUGCGCCCUCAACAAGAGCCGAGAGUUUCAUCUCAUCUACGACGGGACGAAGGACACCCCGAUGCAACCUUACAAGAUCUACGAGGUUUGCGAUUUGCCACAGCCCAACGGAGAGCCUUUUGCAGGAGAUGACCCCACGGGCUGCGAAGAUGAGGAAGAGUUACAGAAGAUGCUGCCGACACUAAGAAUUGCGGAUCCAGUCCAUCGAAGAGAGCCCCCGCCCCCUUACCCGUGGCUGAAGCAAGAGGCGCCGCACCCCAGUACCUGUGGCAACGGACCGUUCCCCCAGCUGGCGCACCCCGAGCUCCCCAUCUUGACCUCUCCGUCUCCUUUCGCCGUCGCCGGCAGGGAACCCGUGGUGCCCCCUUUUCCUGCGGAGCCGGCCGUCCAGAUGGGCCUGCCCUCCGGGAACCUCGCCGUGCCGGGAGAGCUGGAACCCGUGCCCCAGGGGAGCUGCCCGAUGGAUCACUCCAUCCCAAACCUGUUGAUCAGCCCGCACAUGUUACCCCUGACGGACCUAGAGAUCAAGUUCCAGUAUCGGGGCCGCUCUGUGGGCUCUCUCACCAUCAGCAACCCCCAUGGCUGCCGCCUCUUCUACAGCCACCUGAAGCCCACGCAGGAGCAGGUGGAGCUUUUCGGGCCGAUGACGCUGGAGCAGGUCCGUUUCCCCAGUGCGGAAGCCGUGCCCAACGAGAAGCAGCGCUUCUACACCCGCCAGCUGCUGGAUGUCUUGGAUCGGGGCCUCAUCCUGGAGCUGCAGGGCCAGGACAUCUACGCCAUCCGGCUGUGCCAGUGCAAGGUCUUCUGGACAGGGCCGUGCGCCGGUGAGCUGGCGGGCCCCAAUCCCAUCGAGCGGGAGAAGAAGAUCAAGCUGUUUAGCCUGGAGAGUUUCCUCAACGGCCUCAUCAUGUUCCAGAAAGGUCAGAGCACCACGCCACCGCCCUACGAAAUUUUCUUCUGUUUUGGAGAAGAGUGGCCAGAUCAGAAGCCGAAGGAGAAAAAGCUGAUCAUGGUGCAGGUGGUUCCGGUCGCUGCCCGCCUCUUGCUGGAAAUGUUCUCCGGGGAGCUGUCCUGGUCGGCCGACAGCGUCCGGCUCCAGAUCUCCCACCCGGAUCUCAAGGACAAGAUGGUGGAACAGUUUAAGGAGCUCCACCACCUCUGGCAAGCCCAGCAGAGCAUCCCGGUCUCGAACCCGGAGCCAGCUGAGGCCGAGACGUGGCCCAUGCAGACGGGCAACGGCAUGCAAUAGCCGGGGCCGGGGCCACCACCGGCGAGACAGGACAGGCCCCCGACGGCUCGUCUCCCACACUUGGCUUCUGUAGGGUUUUCAUGGCUCUGGCUUGGACCCUAUGCUCCCCCUUUUCUCUGGUACUGUGACGUCCAUGAGACAAGAGAACCAGGACAGAAGAGCUCUCUCUCCCUGGGAUGGAUGGCGAAGAAGCCUGCGGGCAUGAGCGCUCAUGACAAAGGGGAGCACCACCUAUAUAUAUAUGUAUUUGCUUUGAACUCUUACCAAGCCUAAGAAGAGGCACACCAGCUCUUUCGAACGAAAGGGAAAUGUAGCGCAGGAGAAAGUCACCGGUGUGGACUGUGCCGCAAAGACAGGGGACAGAGCCAUGGGAGGGGCUCCUGGGGGGGCAGACCGGGACCCCAGGAAGGACUGGGCUGUGAGCCAAGGGGAAGGUUCAAACUUUGAACCCGAGUCACCUCGUAGCAAAACGGCAAGCUGUGCCACGCGGAAAGAGCAGGAAACUCAGCGCAGCUGCUGAGACAGCCCAAACCUCUGGCUCUCCAGAAAGCUGCGGAUGGGCUUGGCGCCAGCGCUUGAACAGGUCGGGGCCUUUGGGUGGGUGGGGGAUUGGGGUGUCUUUGAACAACGAAAGACUGGAUUGUGACCGAGGGGGUUCAGCUUUGGCCUCGUGUCUGCUAGAGACUGCAUGUUGGCCUGGUUGGGCUCCGGACUUCC
Pogona vitticeps (central bearded dragon) is the source of this 2489-nucleotide messenger RNA. NCBI's taxonomy places the organism in Eukaryota, Metazoa, Chordata, Lepidosauria, Squamata, Agamidae. The record is from RefSeq and is a predicted model, not a curated record.